Molecule: messenger RNA, 927 nt
Organism: Drosophila subpulchrella
Lineage: Eukaryota; Metazoa; Arthropoda; Insecta; Diptera; Drosophilidae
Exons: 4
Coding region: 111-893 (260 amino acids)
Source: RefSeq, a predicted model, not a curated record
CCAUUCAGUUGCUAUAGUUAUACCAUGCAGAGCGGACGAUUGAGUUAGGAUCGGUUGUGAAUGUCUGAUCUGCCGCAGUGAUAUAUAUGAGGAAGUGUAAAUAGACAGUUAUGAAUCCCCUACUCAUUGUCAUUCUUGCAAUUGGAUUGUUUCAGAAAGAUGCGCUAUGCCGUACCGUAAAAAACAGGGCAGAGGAUAAAAUUAUUGUUCUUCAAAAUGACGAAAUGGAGCCUACAAUUUUGGACUGUGAUUAUGAAGUCGAGGAAAAUUCAACGUCUGUCAUCGUAAAAUGGUACAGAAAUAAUGAUUCGUUAUAUCAGUGGAUUCUUGGGAGUCCCCCGCAUGCUAUCCCCAAGUUUAGUGACGAAAUAGACAUAACCUAUGAGGGUUCCACGGAGCCAAGAAAGCAAUACAGCUCUUUGGCACUUAUAAACCCUUCGAUCAACACAACUGGAAAUUACAAGUGUGAUGUUCAGACCAGUUCAAAUAGGUACACUGUUUUCCAGAGAGUUCAGGUUAUAGAUAUACGAAACUACACGUUGGAAUUGUCCCACAAGACUGUACACAACGAAACCCAGCUGAAUUGCACCGUGACGAAUGUCUAUCCCAAGCCGACUAUCACGAUCAUUUCAAAUGACCAAGAUGUCGUUAAGAGGGAGCCCAAUCUGUAUGAGGACGAGGAUGGCUACUUCGAUGGCAGUGCCAUUGUGGCGACGUAUGACAGUGAUGAUGAUCCCGACGCCUAUCAGUGCGUGGUUUCAUUCGAUGGAUACGAGAAGAACUUGACCACUGUGGCCACAUCAGCAUCGGCGGGAAUUAGUCACGUCGAUUCCAACCUGUGGCUGUUUUGUUUUCUGUACUACUUCCUCUCCAAGCUGAAGGUGUUAAUCUAAAUAAAAACGUUGUUAUUUAUUGUUACUAAAAUUA